This is a messenger RNA of Dovyalis caffra, 1698 nucleotides long. NCBI's taxonomy places the organism in Eukaryota, Viridiplantae, Streptophyta, Magnoliopsida, Malpighiales, Salicaceae. The record is from the annotation of a GenBank genome assembly.
AUGGGGAGGCUAGUUUUUUUCUCAUUUCUUUCCAUCUUCUCCUUCCUCAUAACGUUCUCUGAUGUGAUGAUACCACAAAAGCAUGUCAUGGCACUCCCUCUGUCUACCAACUCACGGUGGAUCGUGGACGAGAACGGGCGGAGAGUGAAGCUGGCAUGCGUGAAUUGGGUAUCGCAUCUUGAGGUCAUGGUAGCCGAGGGGCUUAGCAAGCAGCCCAUGGAUGCUAUUGCCAAGCGGAUUGUGUCCACGGGGUUCAACUGUGUUAGACUCACUUGGCCAGUUUUCUUGGUAACCAAUGGCACUUUGGGGUCUCUCACUGUUAGACAAUCCUUUCGAAGCCUUGGUCUACUCGAAUCAAUCUCUGGUAUCCAGGCCAACAACCCCUCCAUCAUUGAUCUUUCCCUCCUUGACGCUUACCAGGCAGUGGUGUCUAGCCUUGGGAAUAAUAAUGUGAUGGUGAUAUUGGACAAUCACGUAAGCAAGCCUGGUUGGUGUUGCAGUAAUUUUGAUGGCAAUGGCUUCUUCGGUGACCAAUAUUUCGAUCCAGAUCAAUGGAUCACAGGCCUUACUAGAAUGGCGAGCAUGUUUAAAGGUGUGCCUAAUGUGGUUGGCAUGAGCUUGAGGAAUGAGCUUCGAGGCCCCAAACAGAAUGUCAAUGAUUGGUACAGGUACAUGCAGAAAGGAGCUGAAGCAGUGCACUCAGCAAACCCUAAUGUUAUUGUCAUUCUAUCUGGCCUGGAUUAUGACAAAGACUUGUCUUUCCUGCACAAUCGACAGGUGAAUCUAACAUUUAGUGGUAAAAUAGUGUUCGAAGCACACUGGUAUGGCUUCUCAGAUGGGGAGGCAUGGAAAAACGGCAACUCGAACCAAGUAUGUGGAACGGUGGUGGAUAAUAUGAUGAGGAAAUCUGGAUUUUUGUUGGACCAAGGUUGGCCAUUGUUUGUGAGUGAGUUUGGGGUGGAUCAAAGAGGGACAAAUGUGAAUGAUAAUAGGUACUUGGGAUGCUUCCUUAGUGUUGCAGCUGAACUUGACUUGGAUUGGGCUUUGUGGACACUAGUUGGAAGUUAUUAUUUCAGGCAAGGUGUUGUAGGGAUGAAUGAGUACUACGGGGUGUUGAAUUCGAAUUGGUGUGAGACCAGGAAUUCAACCUUCUUGCAGCAAAUAUCUGUCCUCCAAUCUCCAUUUCGAGGGCCAGGUCUUUCAGAAGCUCGUCCACAUAAAGUGAUUUUCCACCCAUCAACGGGUCUUUGUGUGUUGAGGAAAUCAAUGCUUGAGCCACUAAGGUUAGGCCCUUGCGCUGAAUCUGACGCCUGGGACUAUACACCCCAGAAUAUGCUCAGAGUGAGAGGGACAUAUUUCUGCUUACAAACAGAUAAUUUGGCCAAACCAGCAAAACUUGGCAUAAUAUGCCCAGAUUCUAAUUCAAAAUGGGAAACUAUAUCAGAUUCCAAAAUGCACCUUUCAUCCAAGGCCCCCAAUGGCACAGACGUUUGCCUAGAUGUAGGCUCCAACAACAUCAUUGUUACCAAUACUUGCAAAUGUUUGAGUAAAGAUAAAACAUGCGACCCAGAAAGCCAAUGGUUUAAACUAGUUAAUAGCACAAGAAGGCCAACCUGGACGAAACCCUCGUCUCGGAUGAGCUCAAUCCUCAAUUUCCCACCAAAGGAUUUUCUAUGGAGGUUAGAAGGCUCGUUCUAA